Messenger RNA from Magallana angulata, 1076 nucleotides. RefSeq lists its product as uncharacterized. The coding region runs from base 161 to 634 and encodes 157 amino acids. Lineage: Eukaryota; Metazoa; Mollusca; Bivalvia; Ostreida; Ostreidae. The transcript has 4 exons. The record is from RefSeq and is a predicted model, not a curated record.
AAUGUGAUCAGAUAAACAGACGAACACAGGAAUGAGGCCGCCGAGUGACCGGACAUACUAUCUGUCGUGACUCAACCAUUCCGCAAUUUUAGCCCUUGAAUCUAUUAAAUGCUUUAUUUUUUCACGUUAUUGAAGCUGGAAUUGUAAAUACUAUAGCAGGAUGACAUCAUUAAGAACUGUGGUGAUUGCAAUGGACGGCAGCGUGCAUUCUGAAUAUGCAUUCGAAUGGUACGAGAAAGAGUUCAGACGAGCUGGGGAUCACGUGGUCAUUGUUCACUGUUCAGAAAGACAUGAAGCGUUCCACGGAGCGAUGGGGACGGCGGACAUCCAGUCAGUCUGUAACAUUUUAUCACAAGAGGAGGAAACGGAAAACAAAUUCAAAACAGAUAUAGAAAAUAAACUCAAAGCCCACGGGAUUAACGGAAGUGUAAAAACACACUAUGGAAAACCGGGUGAGACCAUAAUUCAACUCGCAAACGAAGCACAAGCAAGCAACAUCAUAAUCGGAAGUCGUGGACACGGGAAGUUACGUCGAACGCUUCUAGGCAGCGUCAGUGAUUACGUAGUACACCAUUCGGAAGUACCUGUCACAGUGUGUCGUCACAAACACUUCACAGAUCAUGCGCAUAAAUGAAAGAGCGGAGACUGGUUGAGGCAUAACCGCUUACGGAUCAGAAACUGUGAAAUAAAGCUUCCCAGAAUGCCAUAUUAAGCGUUCUGUUUGUUUGCUAACAGUAUGUACCUGUAUGCAUCUGUGAUGAAUUAUAUUCUGAAUUCCUACUGUAUAAAGCCACAGGCUAGAUAGUAUUGCAAUGUCUAUCAAUAUUGACUGCAUGGUGUUUUUGUCCAACCUACAGAAGAUGUAGAAUUUCGCAGAAAACCAUUAAUAUAUUGUACAUUUAUUUGCAUUCCAUUACUUUUAAACACUUUUCUGUCAUGAUGUUUAUAAUCGUUUGUCACUUUACAAGAAACACAUAUAGGAAUUGUUUUACUGUCGGUUCUAUUCUGAUAGCACACUGAAUUGAACAUGCAUGCUCUUUACGAUACCAAACAUUUUUUAAAAUUGUCAAAUCCAA